This is a messenger RNA of Gamsiella multidivaricata, 759 nucleotides long. RefSeq names its product multidrug resistance-associated protein 1-like protein. Lineage: Eukaryota; Fungi; Mortierellomycota; Mortierellomycetes; Mortierellales; Mortierellaceae. Gene Ontology annotation, cellular component: membrane. The transcript has 3 exons. Bases 1 to 759 code for a protein of 252 amino acids. The record is from RefSeq and is a predicted model, not a curated record. Gene Ontology annotation, molecular function: ATP binding; ATP hydrolysis activity; ATPase-coupled transmembrane transporter activity. Gene Ontology annotation, biological process: transmembrane transport.
AUGGUCCGCCAGCACACCGAGCUCAAGUUCAAUAUCGUGGCCGUUGAGCGUCUUCAGGAAUCCAUUGACCUUAAGCCUGAAGCCUCAGAGAUCAAUCCCGACAACCGUCCACCACAGGAAUGGCCAACUCAGGGACGCGUUGAGUCCAUCGACUACGAGACCAGAUAUCGCUCAGGACUCAAUCUUGUCAUCCGCGGCGUCAACUGCUCGAUCAACCCUCACGAGAAGAUCAACAUCUGCGGCCGAACAGGAGCAGGCAAGUCCAGCUUGACCCUGUCGCUCUUCUGCACCAUCGAGGCCACCGAGGGACAGGUCUUUGUUGAAGGCAUCGAUAUCUCGACCCUGGGGUUGUACGAUGUCUACUCUAGACCCGACGUCGAGCUGCGGCAGACACUCGAGUACUCGUAUCUCAAGGACUAUGUCUCUGCCAUGGAAGAAAGACUCAAUGCGACGGUGCUUGAGGGAGGCGGCAAUUUCUCGAUGGGCCAAAGGCAGCUGAUCUGCCUUGCACGGGCACUUCUCCGCAAGACCAACCUGUUGGUCCUGGACGAGGCGACGGCGGCGAUUGAUCUGGAGGCGGACGCGCUGGUGCAGGCGAUUAUUCGGCAGAUAUUCUGCGAGUACAUGAUCCUGACGAUUGCGCAUCGGGUCGACACGGUGAUGGAUAGCGACAGGAUCAUGCUUGACACGUCGGCGGCAUUGCUGGCGGACCAGAGCUCGAUCUUUCACUCUCUUGCCAAGCGGUCUGGGAACGCGUAG